Molecule: messenger RNA, 1484 nt
Organism: Aphis gossypii (cotton aphid)
Lineage: Eukaryota; Metazoa; Arthropoda; Insecta; Hemiptera; Aphididae
Exons: 6
Source: RefSeq, a predicted model, not a curated record
UAUAUGCAAAAUUUUAAAAAAUUACUCAAAAAAGAUGAUAAACCAUUACAACAAAUUGGACUUCAAGAGUUAGAAAAUUGUGGAAUUAACCUAAACAAUAGUGAUAUUGAAGAUGAUUUUAUUUUUUUAAAAGAUCAUAUCUCUGGGCCUCUUAUAAAAGGAUGUACAGUUCCUCAAUACUCAAUAUUGAAAUUGAAUGGAAUGAAAUUUGAAGCACAAAAUAAAGCAAAUAACUGCUGUGGUGUAAAGAAUGGAAGAAUCGUUAUAAUAGAAAAUAUUUGUUAUAAUAAAGAUAUUAAAGAUUAUGUCAUUGUUGGUAAAGAAUUUAUGAACAAAAAAUCAUUGUAUUCACUUCCAUGUUCGUCAUCAUAUUUAGGCAUCUUUGAAGUCUCAAAACUUUCACAUAGGAAUAUGUGGCCAGUUAAAAAAAAUAUGUAGUAAUUGAAUUCAAUGAUGGAUUACAACUCAUCCCACAUAAUUGGAUUUUGUUCAAGCAAUUACGGUCUUAUUUCCCAGACCUCAAAAACAUAAGUUCAAAAAAAUAUGACAAAAUGGUAUUCAAUGCUGAACCAUACAACCCAGUAUGGAAAACAUAUAAGAUAAAUAAAAUUUGGGCUUCAUCAGAUGAUUUUAUCAGAGCGAAGCAAAAACUUAAACAAGCUAUUGAACUUUCAGAAACAGAGGAUCUAAAUUCAGAAAAAGAUGAAUACUUUUCAAAGUAUAAAAGACGUAUAUUGGCAGCAAAAAAAGUAAAACGUUUAGUAGAAUUUUCUCCAAAUGAUAAUAAACAUACUGCUAACAAAUCCAAAGCAAUUAUUUCUCAAACAUUACCGAAGCAUCCAUUUAUGGAACCACUUGAUGAUCAAACUCCGGAGCAUUUCAAAAAUAAUAUUUCAACUUCGUCAACUAAUAAAAGUCCUAAACGCAGAAUGUUUUCAAGUCUUAUAAACCAGUCUUCACCUUAUUUGAGUACACAAUCAAAAAAAUCUCAAUCUAAUAAAAAUGAAAAUGGUUCAGAAAAUGUUGGUUCAAUUACAGUUAUCAAUAACUAUAAUGACCUGUCUGCAAGUAGCUUAACAGAAAACAAUAAUGUGAUUUUAUCUCCAUCACUGUUGAUUUCUCCUGUGACUCCACCUAAUUCAAAAAUUAAUUCUGUAGCAAAAAACCUCUUUUCAUCUCAUCCAUCCCAAUCUCCAGCCAUGCAGCCAAAAAAAGUUGGGUAUGAUAAAACUUCACAGCUAUAUGUCGUUACUAAACUGACAGAAAUGAAUACCAAAAUAAACAAACUCGUUUUAGAUAUGUCUAGGCAAGAGGAAUUACUAAAAGAUGUUUUAAAAAUUGUUAAGUUUCAAGAUAAAAGUAUUGAUGAUAAUGAUGACUAUGGCGAUGAUGUUUUACUUGAAGGAUUUCCUAUUGACGACUUAGACUCUUUAAGAGAAAUUAAUUUUACUCUAAAAAAUGAUGAUGUGUUCCGUAAAAAACUG